Molecule: messenger RNA, 2667 nt
Organism: Tinamus guttatus (white-throated tinamou)
Lineage: Eukaryota; Metazoa; Chordata; Aves; Tinamiformes; Tinamidae
Source: RefSeq, a predicted model, not a curated record
AUGCCGGCGCUGGGCAGCGUGCUGCAGAGCCCGGCGCAGGACGGGGGGCAGCUCUCCCUCGACACGGGCUGCGCCCGCGCUCUGCACUGCCAUGGGCUGCGUCGCACCCACAUGGUCUGUGCCCCAGCAGCCAGAGCGGGGCCAGGGCUGUCACUAACGCUCUAUUACGGGCGGGCAGCAGCUCCGGAGCCCAGUGGCGGCUCGUCCCCGUGCCAGGCAUGGCCGGGCUGGUGCCGCUGCCCUGCCGACGGCGCCAGCACACACGAGGGCUGGCGGCGCCUGGGCAUGGCGCGCAGGGAGCCGCUGGAGAGCCCUGGCUCCCGCCUCGUAGCCGUCCGCGAGGGAGCAGCGGCUCUGACAGCAACAGUCCCGCGUCACCCUGGUGCCUUCGAUAAACCAGAAAUGAGCUCUGGCUUCUCCGAAGCCCGAGCAGGAGCCCCCAGCGCGGAGGCGACGCCGGGAGCUGCGGCACGUGCCCAGCACAUGGCGCUGGCAGCCGUGCUCACGAGAGCCACGUGCCGCGGCGAGGGCCAAGGCAGCGAGGCCCCGCCCCCCCAGCCAGUGGCGCCCAGGGCUGGCGAUUUGCCGGCUGCUGCACCCAAAAACCCCUUCCUCCACCUCGGCAAGGACGGGGUGAGAAGCAGCAGCCCAGCAGCCCCGGGGGACCACAAGUCCCCCACUGAGGCACCCGGGGAGCCCUUCAUCAGCAUCCACAAGGAUUGGGUGAGAAACAACAACCCGGUGUCGCCCAGGGCUGAUGAUUCCCCAGCCACUGCUCCCAGGAACCCCUCCAUCGGUGAGGACGUGGUGAGAAACAGCAGCCCAGCAGCCCCUAGGACCAGCAAUUCCCUAGCCGCUGCGCCAGGGAACUCCUUCAUCAGCAUCCACAAGGACGGGAGGAGAAGCAUAAGCCCAGUGGCCCCCAGGGCUGAUGAUUCCCCAGCCACUGCUCCCAGGAACCCCUCCAUCGGUGAGGACGUGGUGAGAAACAGCAGCCCAGCAGCCCCUAGGACCAGCAAUUCCCUAGCCGCUGCGCCAGGGAACUCCUCCACCAGCAUCCACAAGGACGGGAGGAGAAGCAGCAGCCCAGUGGCCCCCAGGGCCGAUGAUUCCCCAGCCGCAGUACUUGGGAACGCCUCCAUCGGCAUCAGCAAGGACGGGGUGAGAAACAGCAGCCUGGUGGCCUCCAGUCUGGGCAACAACUCCCUGGGGAACUCCACGGAGCGGCGUCCGGAGCGGUACCCGGAGCGGCCUGCCAAGGACAUGCCAGCAGCCACGGUGGUAGCCAACAGCUCACAGCGAGCCGCCUGGGCCGGCGCUCCCUGGCGCAGAAAUGCUGCCCUGGGCAUCCUCCGCGGCGCCCUGCGGGGCCUUGGCACUCACCGUGUCCUGGCCAUGGAUGUGACGCUAGCGCCCCGGGACCCCCGUGCCCCCGGGCAGUUCGGGAACGCCGUGGCCAUCCCCGCGGAGAAGCAGGAGGAAGCGAAGAGUCGGUGGAAGGAAGGAAACUUCAACGUCUACCUCAGCGACCUGAUCCCUGUGGACCGGGCCAUCGCGGACACACGGCCCGUUGGGUGCUCGGAGCAGCGGGUGCCCAACGACCUCCCCACCACGUCGGUCAUCAUGUGCUUUGUGGACGAGGUGUGGUCCGCGCUGCUGCGCUCCGUGCACAGCGUGCUCAGCCGCUCGCCCCCGCACCUCCUGGAGGAGCUCAUCCUGGUGGACGACUGCAGCUCCAAAGGCUACCUCAAGGGGAAGCUGGACAAGUACAUGUCGCGGUUCCCCAAGGUGAAGAUCCUCCGCCUCGGCGAGAGGCACGGCCUCAUACGAGCGCGGCUGGCUGGGGCCGAGGUGGCCACAGGUGAUGCGAGACGCUGCCCCGGGCGUCACGCAUGGCUCGCCGUGGGCUGGCUGGAGCCGCUGCUGGAGAGGGUCCGCCUGAGCCGUGCCAAGGUGGCCUGCCCCGUCAUUGAGGUCAUCAGCGACAAGGACAUGAGCUACAUGACGGUGGAUAACUUCCAGCGCGGGAUUUUCACUUGGCCAAUGAAUUUUGGAUGGCGACAGAUUCCCCAAGAGGUCAUUGAGAAAAAUAAAAUGAAGAAAACUGAUGUGAUAAGGUGCCCAGUCAUGGCAGGUGGCUUAUUCUCCAUCGACAGGAGGUAUUUCUUUGAGCUGGGGACGUAUGAUCCCGGGCUGGAGGUUUGGGGAGGCGAGAACAUGGAGCUUUCCUUCAAGGUCUGGAUGUGUGGAGGAGAAGUCGAGAUCAUUCCAUGCUCCAGAGUCGGGCACAUCUUUAGGAACGACAACCCCUACUCCUUCCCUAAGGAUCGGAUAAGCACGGUGGAGCGGAACUUGGCUCGCGUUGCAGAGGUCUGGUUGGACGAGUACAAAGACUUGUUCUAUGGACACGCUUAUCACCUCCUCCUGAAAAACCUGGACGUUGGCAACCUGACGCAGCAGAUCGAGCUACGCAAGAAACUUCAAUGCAAAAGCUUCAAGUGGUACCUGGAGAACGUCUACCCGGACCUGGAAGCUCCCCUGGUCAGAUGUAGCGGGCUGCUGGUCAACACGGGCACGUCGCGGUGCCUCGCCGUGGAGAACGGCACGCUCGCCUUGGAGAGCUGCGAUGACGGCAGCGCGGUGUGGGCGUGCCUGGCGCUGGGGUGA